CAGACGUCACUUGAAGUUUAUACUGUUAACAUGCGCUGAUAUCUUCUAUCCACUCGUCUCGCUAACACCUAUCGAGAAAGUAGCUCUUCGACUCUGUUACUGAGUAAAAUGAAGAUGACUGGCUGAGGAGUCGAUACACCCUAUGAUUACCCAAGUGAAUUCCAACUUUACUUAGGAGCUCCCUGGUGUGGUAUUAACGGCAGACGAGAUGAACAAUAGCAACAUUUAUAUGAAUGAGACAACAUACACGAGCGAUAUUAUUUCAAAGGUGGUGGACAUUAAUACUUCUUUUUCUGAAAAGCAAUCGUCGCCCCCGAAUUUGUCGCAUGGAUAUAGCCUACUAAGCCUACUUCUGUUGUUGUUUGUGAUUUCAGGAGGAUUAGGGAAUACGCUAGUAUGUUUAGCAAUAUGUCGGGAACGGCGUCUCCAGAACGUCACCAAUUAUUUUCUAUUAUCACUGGCUAUGGCGGAUUUGUUGGUAUGUCUGGCAGUUAUGCCAUUUGGUAUUGUGGAUUUGUUUUUCGGCUACUGGCCAUUUGGACCGUCAAUGUGCAACAUCUGGGUGACUUGUGACGUCCUUGGUUGCACAUCUUCCAUCAUCCAUAUGUGUUUUAUCUCUCUCGGCCGAUAUCUGGGGAUACGCAGCCCACUGAAGACUCGCAAGAACUCUAAAAAGAAGGUAACCAUUAAGAUUGCUAUUGCAUGGUUAAUCUCCAUGACAAUAACGAGUCCCAUUACUGUUUUGGGUUUCACUGACACCGAAAAUAUACAACCAACAACUCAAAUGUGUGCCAUCAACAAUCGAUUUUUCUUCGUCUUUGGGUCUUUGUCUGCUUUCUAUAUCCCCAUGUUCAUCAUGGUGACGUCUUAUAUUCUCACAGUCCGUCUGUUACGACAGAAGGCCAAGUUCUGUGAGGAAAGGCCUGGUCGGAAAGUAUCCUUUAUACGGCGAGCCCGCAGACACCUGUUACAAGACAAUCCACACAAAAGUGAGACGUCAAAUAUAGAAUGCAAUAAGUGUGAUAGAUGUGCAACUCGUCGAUCUCGGGAUAACAACAAUGAAAACACAAUCCUCGAAGACAGUCAGGCAAAUUCACGUGCGAACUAUGGGUGUUUUCGGGAGUCCCUCAAAAAAAGAUCCCACAUAAAAUUUAAAGAAACUAGUGGUAUUGUUUAUACCCUACGCUGUAGGUCGCAUAUGCAGGUGAUGAACGAACAGAAAGCGACCCAAGUUCUUGGGAUAGUUUUCUUUUGUUUUAUCACCUGUUGGACUCCUUUCUUUGCUUUGAAUAUUCUGUUCCCUAUUAUAGAUCCAACAAGCUUUCCUGAGUACCUCACCACAACAUUCCUGUGGCUAGGCUACGUGUCAUCUACCAUUAAUCCUAUCAUUUACACAAUUUUUAAUAAGGCAUUCAGAAGAGCUUUCUGGCGUCUCCUUUCUUGCUCCUGUUGCUUGUAUAAUAUGAGGUCUCCUACUAUAAACGAGUUGGUAAUGUGGCCAACCAAGUCCAAACACUUUGUGAACAUUAUCACUACCCGCCGCCUAAUUUCAGAAGGUCAAUUUAAAGGUUAAUAUAUUUCAAAUAAUGGGCGGUGUUUUAAACUAGUGUUGGUUUGUUAAGUAUUUAUUUAUAUUAAUGCUUUAUCUGUAACAUUAAUUUCAAUGCUCGUCGUAUGUGAAAGGAUAUCUUAUAAGUAUGCUAUUUUAAGAUUAUAAAUGAUAUAUGAUAUACUAAAACAUAUUAAUUAUAAAUAGUCUAGCUUUUUAUAAGCUACUAAAGAUAUGUCUUGAAACACAGCUCGUUGAACGUCAUUACCAUUUGUAAUAUUUGUACUUGUACUUUGCUAGAUGAUUGACUAUUUGCACUGCACCCGCCGAAGAGAUGUUGAUCUCUGAAUUUUAGCGUUAAGAACCCUCAAGCUUACUACUGUGCCAGAGGUGGGCUUGUGCUCGUGAUGAAAACAUGCUGGAAGAAAAAGGUUCGAAAAUUUUAUGUGUAAAGUGCGACAAAAUAAAUUGGGGGGGGGGGUAAAAGUUUCAUCCAAGGGAAUACAUUGUUGUGCAUAUUAGUAUCCAUCCAGUGAUUUUACCACAUACAAAUUCAUCUAUUUGUAACACAGUCAUAAUGAAGGCGCUACUUCAAUGAAGAAAUUAACUACCAGUGACCCAAAAAACUUCAAAACUACUUUGAACAUACUAGGCCACAAAUAAGAUGUGAAACCUUUUGAGAAAGGUCAAAUAUACCCGUGAAUUCAGAUACAUCCUGAAUAGGCUACUUUAUUAAUUCCUGUGUAUUAGCAAUAAUUGUUUGUUUGUUUGUAAUUAAGCACAAAGCUACACAAUGGGCUAUC
Molecule: messenger RNA, 2352 nt
Organism: Limulus polyphemus (Atlantic horseshoe crab)
Lineage: Eukaryota; Metazoa; Arthropoda; Merostomata; Xiphosura; Limulidae
Product: alpha-1A adrenergic receptor-like
Exons: 3
Coding region: 209-1573 (454 amino acids)
Biological process (GO): chemical synaptic transmission; G protein-coupled receptor signaling pathway, coupled to cyclic nucleotide second messenger; adenylate cyclase-activating adrenergic receptor signaling pathway
Cellular component (GO): dendrite; membrane
Molecular function (GO): serotonin binding; neurotransmitter receptor activity; G protein-coupled serotonin receptor activity
Source: RefSeq, a predicted model, not a curated record